This is a messenger RNA of Grammomys surdaster, 1865 nucleotides long. It is a transcript of the gene Harbi1, whose product is annotated as harbinger transposase derived 1. The coding region runs from base 526 to 1575 and encodes 349 amino acids. The transcript has 3 exons. NCBI's taxonomy places the organism in Eukaryota, Metazoa, Chordata, Mammalia, Rodentia, Muridae. The record is from RefSeq and is a predicted model, not a curated record.
GCGGAAGGGGUGGUGUCGCUGUUGCGCACCGUGGCGGCCUAUGUACGGCCGUGGGUUCCGGAGGCGGGCCUUCUUCGGCCCCGAGGGUGGAGUGUGCUCCGGGUAGUUCGGUAGCUACGGAAAGGUGGUGAUCAGCGUUCGGUUACACUGGGCCGAGCGGUCAGACUUUGGUUAUUUUGCUAUUUUUGAGACAAAGUCUCGCUGUGUAACUCAGGUUAGCUUUGAACGUUAUGUAGCUCAAGCUGGCCUGGAACACGUCGAUGCUAUGCAGCAUCCAGAAUGCUAACGUUACAGGCUGGACCAACCUUAGGAAUUUUUUGUUUUGCUUUGUUUUGACUAGCGCUCCUGUAGUCCACGCUUGCCUUGCACAUGAUCCUCUGGUCUACACUUCCUAAAAAGAAGAUUAUAAAUGUCAGAGCCAUUUAACUGAUGAUGGUUAGCUGUUGAAUUCUGAUACUUUUGUGCCCACCUCUUUGUUGGGAAAAAUUCAGGAAAAGCAGAUAGAAGAGAACAUCCACAUUAGCAAUGGCUAUACCAAUAACAGUGCUUGACUGUGAUCUCUUGCUGUAUGGCCGAGGUCACCGGACCUUAGACCGUUUUAAGCUGGAUGAUGUGACUGAUGAAUACUUGAUGUCCAUGUAUGGAUUUCCCCGGCAAUUCAUCUACUACUUAGUGGAACUCUUGGGGGCAAGUCUUUCUCGACCUACUCAGCGAUCUAGAGCUAUUAGCCCAGAAACACAGAUCCUGGCAGCAUUAGGUUUUUAUACCUCAGGUUCCUUCCAGACUCGGAUGGGAGAUGCAAUUGGAAUUAGUCAAGCCUCUAUGAGUCGCUGCGUUGCCAAUGUCACUGAAGCCCUUGUGGAACGGGCCUCCCAGUUUAUUCGCUUUCCAGCUGAUGAAGCUGCCAUACAGUCUCUCAAGGAUGAAUUCUAUGGCUUGGCAGGGAUGCCAGGGGUGAUAGGUGUGGCUGACUGUAUCCAUGUAGCAAUCAAGGCACCAAAUGCUGAAGACCUCUCUUAUGUGAACCGAAAGGGUCUGCAUUCUUUAAACUGCCUGGUGGUGUGUGACAUCAGAGGGGCACUGAUGACUGUGGAAACAAGCUGGCCAGGUAGCCUCCAGGACUGUGCUGUGCUACAGAGGUCUUCUUUAAGCAGUCAGUUUGAAACUGGGAUGCCCAAAGAUAGCUGGCUUCUUGGUGACAGUUCCUUCUUUCUCCACACCUGGCUCUUGACUCCACUACACAUUCCUGAAACUCCAGCAGAAUAUCGCUAUAAUAGGGCCCAUUCUGCAACUCACAGUGUGAUGGAGAAGACUUUGCGGACCCUCUGCUGUAGGUUCCGGUGUCUGGAUGGAUCGAAAGGGGCACUGCAGUACUCACCAGAGAAAUCCAGCCACAUCAUCUUAGCUUGUUGUGUCCUUCACAACAUUUCCCUAGAACAUGGGAUGGAUGUUUGGUCCUCUCCAGUGACUGGACCCAUUGAACAGCCCCCUGAGGGGGAGUAUGAGCAAAUGGAGUCUCUGGACUUAGAAGCUGACCGAAUCCGGCAGGAGCUGAUACUCACUCAUUUUAGUUAGUAUGGAAGGUAGAGAGAGGAAGGAAGAAGACUUUCCAGAAUAGACUGACAACUCUUCCCCUUACUUAUCGGGAAGUUCAGUCAUCCAGUGGUACUGAACACUUGUCAUAAAUUAACAUUUAAAGUUUUAGAAGGGCAGGUGCAAGGGCAAAUGUGUCAAUUAGACCAAAAUCAAGAUGGUGUUUCCCUAAUGUGCGGUGAACUCCGGGCUGUGCGCUAUUCUUGUGAAAGUUCACUGGUUGCAACAGCAAAAUCACACAAUAAAGGAGAAAACAGCACAUAGCCAAAGCA